Molecule: messenger RNA, 1535 nt
Organism: Populus trichocarpa (black cottonwood)
Lineage: Eukaryota; Viridiplantae; Streptophyta; Magnoliopsida; Malpighiales; Salicaceae
Product: protein translation factor SUI1 homolog
Exons: 3
Coding region: 515-871 (118 amino acids)
Biological process (GO): translational initiation
Molecular function (GO): translation initiation factor activity; RNA binding
Source: RefSeq, a predicted model, not a curated record
UAUGGAUACCGACCAAACUAAGUUUGUGUGGUCAACAAGUGUUGUCUCUCUCCUUUAUAUAAUCACCAAACAAAGAAGAAGCUCACUGUUUGUUUCUCCUGAUGGGGUCUUGUUUUUAUUGUUGUUAGUGGUUGAUUUUGGUCGGUUUUUGAAGAUAAAUGUACGAUUUUUAUUGCUUUGGUAGAUUUUUGUGCAUGGUGUUGAUUUAUGAUUUCCUUCUUCCCUUUUACGGAUGAUGAAUAUGAUUGUUUGUUUGAUAAGGGUUUGAGGGAAAGGAAAGAGAGAAAAAACUAAGGUUUGAGCUGAUGAAUAUGUGUGUUUUAAGAGGCUGAGUGAGUAAUUACAUGUGAUCCGUUUUGCUGUUGAAUCUACAUUUUGGUUUUAAGAGUCUGGGUUUUGGUUUUUUUUUUUUUCUGAUUAUGUUGUGUGUUUUAAUGGGAUUUCAUCCUUACAUAUAGAAAUGAUGAGUUGAGAAGUUUGAAGUUUUUAGGUGAUAGUUGGGUGAGGGAAAGGGAUGUUUAAAUUACCAGUUCAUGCUAACAGCGCUUCUUCAUUGGAUGACAUAGAUCCCUUCGCUGAGGCAAAUGCUGAUGACUCUGGUGCUGGGGCAAAGGAUUAUGUUCAUGUGCGUGUACAACAGCGAAAUGGCAGGAAAAGCCUGACUACUGUUCAAGGGUUGAAGAAGGAAUAUAGCUACAGCAAGAUACAAAAGGACCUCAAGAAAGAGUUCUGCUGCAAUGGAACUGUUGUCCAGGACCCUGAGUUAGGCCAGGUCAUUCAACUUCAGGGUGAUCAAAGGAAGAACGUUUCCACCUUCCUCAUUCAGUCUGGCAUUGCGAAGAAGGAAAACAUCAAGAUUCAUGGUUUCUAAGUAGCAGCAAGCUAAUUGCUAUACCUAGUCUACACGUCUGGCACAGCUGCAAGUUGGUUAUCAUAUAGAACUUGGCACUUUUAUCCUGUGUUCUUUCCAACUUUUUUUCAGGAUGUUCUGUUCUCUGCAUUUAAAAAAAAAGGUGGAUUCACUGCUUGGUGUGUGGUGUGGAUGUGAUAUGUUCGAAAAGGUUGCUCGCAGUGUAGCUUUAACAUGUAUGGCUACUGGAUCCCUUAUCAGAAAAAUAGUCUGCUUGCCUUCAUCAGAUGUUUGUGCUACUAGCAAUAAAUCAUGAUCUAUCUGGGAUAAUAUGCAAAUCAGUCCUUCUAAAACAUCCCAUAUCAAUAAAACUUAAAAAUUAUAUGAUCCCUUCUUCCAUAUCUAUAAAUUCAUGCUUCCAUAGCCAAGAAGCAGCAACCUUUUAUUUUCUUCUCAGAUUUCACCUUGGCAUCUCUAAUAUUUACUUCAACCGCAACUUCUUAAUGGUGAGCAGGGCACGACUGUAUCUGGACUGGCUCGAAUUGUAGGGAUGUGAAAGGGUUUGCUGAGGAUUAAAAAAAGUGGACUGGCUUGAGCAGGACACGUGGAGUGUAUUUGGUAUUGUGAUAGCUUUUGUGGUUAUGAUUUAAAAACAAAUUGUUAUAUAAAAAGCACUUUUGAUCAA